AUGUUGGCCACUGAAUCCGAUCGCAGCUCUGGAAGCCUAUCUCUUGAAAACGCUGACAAGAUAUUAGUUAAUAUUGUGGAAAACGAAAUAGGUCAAAGCGAGGAUCAGAUCGAAGACAAAGUCACCACAUCACGUGAUGCAGAUGUUACGUUAGGAUUUCUGCUUGACAAUAAUGUUUUGGUACCAGCCGUCAGUUAUGAAGAAGAGAGGCGCUUAGCGAGGAAGGUUUUGUGGACUAUCGUGCCUCUGUGUGCUCUCAUAGAUUUUGUGCUUUACGCUGACAAGGCCACUGCGUCGUACACCUCCAUUUUCGGCAUGUGGAAAGACACAAACUUGGAUCAAAACAAGUACAGCAACUCCACGACCUUGUUUUAUGUUGGUUUUAUCAUAGGCCAAGUAAAUUUACUUUUUCUCCAAAAGUUCCCUGUGGGGCGCGUGGUAGCCGCUUUGAGCUUUUUUUGGUCCCUUAUAAUAUAUUUGCAUACCGUAACAACCAGUUACCAGGGCAUCUAUGCUCUCCGAUUUUUCUUAGGAUUUGUCGAAGCGAUAGCAGUACCAGCUCUCAAUGUUACAAUGGGCCAAUUUUUGACUGCGGAAGAAAAAAGCUGGACUGCUCCUUUAUUCUACACUACUUGCUUGGGAAACGAGAUAGUUGUUGGCUUUAUCGCUUUCGGAAUUUUACAUGCAAAACCGGCGUUUGCUAUUUGGAAGCUUUUUAUGAUUGUAAUUGCUACUAUAAGUCUUCUCGUAACAAUUUUGGUCCUGUUCUUGUAUCCCAACAAUCCGACAGACGCACGUUUCUUGAAUUUGAAAGAGAAAAUCUGGGUAAUUAGAAGAGUCCAAAGGACAACAGGAUCCUCAAUCGAGCAGAAGGUCAUUAAAAAACAGCAAAUCAUCGAAGCUUUGAAAGACCCCGUUUCUUGGCUAUUCUGCGCCUUUUUUUUCUGCAACCAGCUUUCGAACAACCUUGUUUAUCAAGAGAAGUUGCUGUUUAAGGAAAUCGGAAUUUCAACGUUAGGGUCUACUCUAGUUUCUGUCGCAUACGGCAGUUUUUCUGUGACUUGCGCUGUUAUAGCGUCAAGCAUCAUUCGAAAGAAAAAGAACUCAACCGCUUACUCGGUGGUAUUUUGGACUCUCUUUCCACUUGUUGGCAGUAUCGCAAUGGUCACCUUACCUUGGGAUAGAACGUAUGCACUUUUAGCCAUGAUUUGUAUUUGUGCGCCUAAGGGGAUUGCCUGGAUAUUGAUGUUUAGCUGGACUUCCACCUCAACUUCCGGUCACACUAAGAAAAUUACAAGAAACGCACUGAUCAUGUUUUGGUAUGGAGUUGCUAAUAUUAUUGCGCCACAACUCUGGAGGGCAAAUGAUGGGCCCAGAUAUUAUCCCGCUUGGAUUGUCCAGAUUGUUUUCGCAUUUUUUUUGGCACCAAUAUCUGCAUUGGCUAUUCGGUACAUUCUGGCCAGAAGAAAUGAAGAAAGGAAAUCGUCCUUAGACGGCGGAACACCGCUAGGUUUAAUCAAAAGCACGGAUAUAGAGUCUGCUUCCACCAUCAAAGGUAAUAUUGCGCUUCUCGAUCUCACUGAUCUUGAAAAUGACCACUUUAUAUAUCCAUUGUAA
Molecule: messenger RNA, 1617 nt
Organism: Lachancea thermotolerans CBS 6340
Lineage: Eukaryota; Fungi; Ascomycota; Saccharomycetes; Saccharomycetales; Saccharomycetaceae
Product: KLTH0B00572p
Exons: 1
Coding region: 1-1617 (538 amino acids)
Biological process (GO): L-cysteine transport; transmembrane transport
Cellular component (GO): membrane
Molecular function (GO): L-cysteine transmembrane transporter activity
Source: RefSeq, a predicted model, not a curated record